UCGCACACUACAAUCAGCUGUUCUACCAACAUGGCGACCUUAGGCCGUACUUCUUGCAAAUUAUUCAAAAUUGUUCAAUUUACGCCGAUUUUUACCCGUAAUUUAGGCCAUGUGAAGUGUAAUAAAUCUUUUUCUAAAGCCCUAACAACGUGCGCGUGUAUAUUUGGCGGCGGUGUUGUGUUUUAUACAACGAAUUACUACAGCAAUUCGAGUACCGUUUACGCGCUUAAGGCGAAGCCUGACGAACUGGCGAAAUCGGUGAAGCUGACGUCGAGGGAGCGUCGCUUCAUCAAGUUCGCGAGCGUCGAGUACGGUGGACAGCUCUACAUGACGCCCCAGGACUUCCUCGAGUCAGUAGUCGAACAGGAGCCGAGACCUCGACUUAAACGAAGAGUUUUAACAACCAAAGAGAUAGAGAACCUGCAGGACCAAACACCUCAACUAAAGAAGGGCUCUUCGCAGAUGUUCAGGAAGCUUAAAGACAAAGGGAUCAUAUCAUACACGGAAUACCUGUUUCUUCUAUCGAUUUUAACAAAGCCGGCGUCGGGUUUCCGGAUUGCCUUCAACAUGUUUGACACAGACGGCAAUCAGAGGGUAGACAAGAACGAGUUUCUAGUUAUCCAACGUCUGCUGGGCGGAGCUUUCAAGGAGCGCAAAAACGUGGACGCGAAAAGCCAAGAGGCCAUGGAAAAGAUCUUCAGCUACGCUUGGAGGGGGAAACGCGGGAUAAACGAUGACGACGACAAAUUAGCGGAGGGCGCCCACGAGAACUACGUCAACGACGACCAGGGCCUGCAGAGGAGACACAACGUGGAUACGUUCCUACAGAUCCACUUCUUCGGCAAGAAAGGUAACAACGACCUCAAUUUCGAGGGCUUCAAGCAGUUCAUGGAGAAUCUACAAUCUGAGGUGCUGGAGUUGGAGUUCCAAGAGUUCGCCAAAGGCCACGAGACCAUAUCAGAAGUGGACUUCGCGAAGAUCCUGCUCCGGUACACGUAUCUAGACACGGACGAGUACGACAUGUACUUGGACCGCCUGCUGGACAGGAUGAAGCACGAGCGCGGGAUCACCUUCGAGGAGUUCAAGACGUUCUGCCAGUUCCUGAACAACCUCGAGGACUUCAGCAUCGCCAUGAGGAUGUACACGCUGGCCGAUCACCCUAUAUCCAAAGACGAGUUCCACCGCGCCGUGAAGAUAUGCACUGGCAUAGGGCAGUCGGAGCACCUGGUCAGCACCGUGUUCGCGAUCUUCGACGCGGACGGAGACGGCCUGCUCAGCUACAAGGAGUUCAUAGCCAUCAUGAAGGACAGGCUGCACCGGGGAUUCAAGUCGUCCGCCAAGAACGAAGGAUGGGAAGCUUUCAAGUCCUGCGUCAAACAGGAAAUGAAAAGUGUGGCCUAAAUUAUUGGGGCUGGAAGCACUGCUUGCUCCUAACCAAUCUGUGCAUGAUGCUUUAAAAAAGUUUAUUUAACUUAUCAUUUCAAUUUUCGUUUUUAAGUUCUCAAUUUUGUUUUAUUCGAUUUUGGACUCAAAUCAUCGUGAGAUAUUUAAUAUUAUUAUUUUAUGAUUGAGCUUAAAGGUUCUGAUGAGUUCUAGUCCUUCUUACAUUCAAAUUAUCUAUCGAAUAUUCUAGAAUUUAAAUUUUGAAUUCUAUAAGACAUAGUACAAAAAUAGUAUUACAGAAACAUUUUGUUGUCUAUGGUAACGGUUUACAAACAGAUUGAUCUGUCAGAUCAAUGAUAAUGUCAUAAUAUGUCAAUCUCGUUACAAUUAGCAUUUCAAUAUUUAGUACAAUUAUGGAGGGUAGAAAUAAGGAGCACCAUCUUGUAUAGGGGACAAAUUGAAAAGCUUUCCACCUGUAAACAGCAAGUUAUUGUUGAAAAAUUCACAGAAAUAGCGCUAGUGUAGGAAAUGGAAAUUAUAUGAGUAUAGAAAUUUUAAUCAGAGUUUAGUGUGCUGCUUUGAAAAUUUUAAUAUUUUUCGUGACUUCUAUAGUUAAAAAAUAUGUAGUCUUUAAAACCUCAACUAUAUAUUUGUAUUACUAUUUAAGUAGGAAGCGUUUUUUUUUUUCCUUCUUAAUUUAGUUUCCUACUGUAAUAUUUUAUGGCGCUGUUUUUAAAAUCUUUCCACUUGCUACAGUAGCGCCACCUUAAUUGUCUCUCUUUCAGUGGACACUUUUUAAGACGCUAAGAUGGUCCUAUUUUCUUCUACCAUCCUUAAUUACAAACAAGGUUAGUUAAUUUCAAUGAAAAAAUCAAAUUACCUUAUUGAAACAUGGAAAACUUCCCAAAACAAAUCGUUGUAUUCAUGGCUUCAUUAAGUUACUGCGGACUGUAAGUCAUCUCUGAGAUUGUUUAGCGUCAAACGCCAUAAUUUAAUGUCGUAUAACACAGAAUAGUCGUUUAAGAAGUGAGAUUUUGUUGUUACUAAUUUAUAAAACACAGCGUUUUUUGCGUAGCGUAAAAUAAAGAUCGUAUUUUUUUUGUAUUCAAUAUAUUUAUUUAUUGUAUUAUAUUUUCAUCAAAAAUUUCUUCUUCAUUUUUCAAUAGAUAGGGUUAAAUGUAUAAAGGAGAGGUCAAUCAAGUUUUGUAUCGAACAUCUUAAUGGUUUGUGAAAUUAAUGAUUUUCCAUUAAAUUACUGGCAAUUUGGUUUCAUGUUCUUGAAGAAAUACGAAAUUAAAUAAUCUAGGGAUGGACACACUGACCUGUACAUUCAUAGUCGAUAAAAUACAAUCGAAUAAUUCAAUAGGAAUUUCGCAAACGAAUUAGAUCGAAAUUGUAACUCGCUUAUGUCACUGCGUAUUAUAUUUUUUAAUGAAAAUAUUAUUUGUUAAAACUUCUUACGGGUCAAACAUGUAUUUAUUUUAUCUUUAGUACCUGUAAAAUGUGUCAACGAUAGCUUUUUAUCUACUAUUUAUUUUUACUACGGAAAAUAACACCCAAGUCACUCUACAAACUCUUGUU
Bombyx mandarina (wild silkworm) is the source of this 2964-nucleotide messenger RNA. RefSeq names its product Mitochondrial calcium uptake 3 (gene MICU3). Gene Ontology annotation, biological process: mitochondrial calcium ion homeostasis; calcium import into the mitochondrion. Gene Ontology annotation, cellular component: uniplex complex. Gene Ontology annotation, molecular function: calcium ion binding. The record is from RefSeq and is a predicted model, not a curated record. Lineage: Eukaryota; Metazoa; Arthropoda; Insecta; Lepidoptera; Bombycidae.